Molecule: messenger RNA, 1800 nt
Organism: Vigna unguiculata (cowpea)
Lineage: Eukaryota; Viridiplantae; Streptophyta; Magnoliopsida; Fabales; Fabaceae
Biological process (GO): telomere maintenance; DNA repair
Molecular function (GO): DNA helicase activity
Source: RefSeq, a predicted model, not a curated record
AUGUGGUACGAAGAAAGGAUUGAGAAACAUGCACAUUCGGCUAAUCCAAAAUUCCAUUUAUGUUGCGGAAAUGGCAAAGUACAGUUGCCUUUGUUGAAAGAUCCACAUUGUUUACAGAAGCUAUUAUUUGAAUCAAAUUCAAAUGAAUACAAAAAUUAUCAGCAAAAUAUCAAAACAUAUAGUAUGAUGUUUGCAUUUACAUCACCUGGGGCCAAAGUUGAUAACAGUUAUAACAAUGGGCAUGGUCCACCUAACCUGCGGAUACAAGGCCAAGCUUGCCAUAGGAUUGGAAGUCUUCUUCCACUUGCAGGACAAUUACCAAAAUUUGCCCAACUCUACAUCUACGAUACUAAGAACGAAAUUCAUAAUAGAAUCCAAUCACUAAGGAAUCAAAACAAGAUAGAUGUGGAAAUUGUGAAAAAACUGACACCAAUGUUAGAUGAGCAUAAUGUUCAUGCAAAAUCAUUUCGAAUGCUAAGAGAUCGUUAUAGAGAACAACAAUUUGCUAUUCUUAAACUGCGACUUAUUGCUAACAGAUUUAAAGAUGGCGGGAUAUAUAAUAUUCCAAAUGUUUCUGAAGUAGUAGCAUUGAUAGUUGGUGAUGUUGAUUCUGUUUCACCAAGGGAUAUUAUAAUGGAAAACAAAAGUGGAAAACUACAAAGAAUUAAUGAGUUACAUACUAGUUACUUAGGUUUUCAGUAUCCUUUACUGUUCCCAUAUGGAGAAGAUGGAUAUAGACACGAUGUUAGCCAUCAAUGGUUCUGUUUUAGAAUUCAUAGUAGACAAAAUGAACCACAAACAUUGCUAAGAUCUAAGAGAUUGUUUCAACAAUUUGUGGUAAAUGGUUAUACUAUGAUAGAAUCUGAGAGAUUAUCAUUUGUUAGGAACAACCAAUCAAAGCUAUGAGUGGAUAAGUACAUCAACCUUUGUCAACCAAAUUCCACUACAGAGCAAGAAGGAUCAAACAAGGGUAAAAGAGUUGUGUUACCUUCGAAUUUUGUUGGAAGCACUAGAUUUAUGAAUCAACUAUAUUUUGAUUGAAUGGCUAUUUGUAGUAAUGUUGGAUUUCCAGAUUUAUUUGUUACCUUUACAUUCAAUCCUAAAUGGCCUGAAAUAAGAAGGGCAUUAUCUAAUCUGAAUUUGACAGCAGCUGAUAGGACAAACAUAAUCUCAAGGGUCUUUAGAAUUAAAUUUGGUCAAUUGCUUGCAGACCUAACUAAGAAUCACUUGAUUGGUAGAGUUAUUGCAUAUAUGUAUACAAUUGAAUUCCAAAAACGUGGUCUGCCACAUGCACAUCUACUUCUUUUUCUGCACCCAAAUAGCAAAUAUCCAACGGUAGAUGACAUUGACAAGGUAAUAUCAGCUGAAAUACCAUGCCCUAUAGCGAAUCCGAAAUUACACCAAUGUGUAAAAGAACAUAUGAUUCAUGGCCCAUGUGGGAUAGCAAACAAAUCACUUUCGUGCAUGAAGAAUGGUAAAUGCUCUCGGUUUUUUCCUAAAAAAUUUCAAGCAACAACUACUAUUUUUGAAGAUGGUUUUCCUCACUACCGUAGGAGGGAUAAUUCCACGACGGUUAUAAAGAAUGAUAUUUCUUUAGAUAACCAUUAUAUUGUUCCAUACAACCCGAAGUUGUUACUCAGAUAUCAAGCACAUAUAAAUGUUGAAUGGUGUAAUAGAAGUACUUCUAUAAAGUACCUAUUCAAAUACAUUAAUAAGGGCUAUAACAGGACUACGACAACCAUUGUCAAUAAUACUAAUGAAUCUACUGCAUUACACGACCCUGUAUAUGAGAUCAAAUAA